AUGGGCACCCUCAGCAUUGGCGAUGACGCAUUGCUCGAUCAAGCUGAAUGCUUCAAGACAUUUCUUGGUCUCAACAAGUCGGACCCGGGAGACAUGUUCUUCCUUGUGAUGGGCCUGACUGGAGCUGGAAAGAGUACAUUCGUCUCCAACUGCACAGGUCAUGCCGUCAAUUAUACUAGAAAUGGGCAACGCAUCUUCCUUGUAGAUACUCCAGGGUUUAACGACACAACUCGCUCUGAUAUCGAUACGCUAGAGAUCUUAGCAACGUAUCUUGGUGCAUCGUAUGCCAAUGGUGUGCGAAUCAGUGGUGUUAUUAUGCUAUAUCCUAUUACAAACAACCGAAUGGCCGGGUCAAACCUAAGGAGCUUAAAAAUCUUGAAAGCCAUUUCUGGAUUCGCUUCCUAUAAUAGUCUCGCCGUCGUCACCACGAUGUGGCCCGAGUCCCCAGAUUCUGUUGCAAAGAAUAUUCUUGAAGAGCGGGAACAUGAGUUGUUGACAAAUCAAGGCUUUUUUGGUGAUUUUGUCGCUAAAGGAGCCACGGCGUUUCGACACUACGAAAUAGGCUGCAGUAGAGCAUGCUCAGGACGGCGGGUCGUGGAUACCCUGGUACAACAACUUAGGGGCCAUUCCCCGCGCGUGCUUCAAUUACAACGAGAGGUCGUUGAUGAGAAAAAGAAUCUUGGGGAGACAGCGGCAGGAAUAGCCGCCGCCGAGUACCUAUUCAAAGCUCGCCUGGAACAGGACAACCAGCUCAUCCAACUUAAUGCUGAGCUAGAAAGAACACACUCGGAUUUGGAUGAGGAGUAUUUUCUUCAACUACAAGAGCUGAAGGCUGAAGUGGAUAAAGAGAUCCAACAGACUGAACAGGGUCGACAGGUAUUGGUCAAGACCAUGCUAGAUCUACAUCAAAGUGAGAAAAAGGCGCUAAAGCAGCGGAUUCUCACCCUCAAAGGCCAAUUUGAAGCUGAAGUUCAAAGUAAGGAGAUGAUGUUGCAAGACGUGCAAGAGUCUUGCGAUGCGCUUCAAAAGGAGGUAGUCCGGCUAAAAAACAACCCACAGCAACAACAACUUGUUGCACGCCGUACUGAAACACAUCGUAAGGCUCUUAUCAAGGCACAAAAAGCUGCUGAGAAGAGUCGUAGAGACAACAAGAGGGUUCAAGGGUAUACGAGGGAGAUCGUUGGUGGUGUUAUGAAUGGAAUUGCUGCAAGUGCAGUCGCUGGCGUUAUGGGUGGCCUUAUGUGUAUCGUGAUGUGA
Fusarium mangiferae is the source of this 1257-nucleotide messenger RNA. RefSeq lists its product as uncharacterized. NCBI's taxonomy places the organism in Eukaryota, Fungi, Ascomycota, Sordariomycetes, Hypocreales, Nectriaceae. The record is from RefSeq and is a predicted model, not a curated record. The transcript has 3 exons. The coding region runs from base 1 to 1257 and encodes 418 amino acids.